Messenger RNA from Cryptotermes secundus, 2232 nucleotides. Its product is annotated as nucleoside diphosphate kinase homolog 5. Gene Ontology annotation, biological process: CTP biosynthetic process; UTP biosynthetic process; GTP biosynthetic process. The record is from RefSeq and is a predicted model, not a curated record. The coding region runs from base 263 to 928 and encodes 221 amino acids. NCBI's taxonomy places the organism in Eukaryota, Metazoa, Arthropoda, Insecta, Blattodea, Kalotermitidae. Gene Ontology annotation, molecular function: nucleoside diphosphate kinase activity. The transcript is spliced from 3 exons.
AUCGAACCCGGGCUGCCGCAGUGGGAAGCCAGCGACAAACCACUUGAGCUAUGGCGCAGCCUUAAAUAUAGUUUUACUAUGAAGUGACAUGAUGACUUCAUAAGCCAACACUGAAUACAAAUCACAAUUUUCUUCAUGGGACGCCAUCCAGCUCACUGUUUGGAUAUUCUCUUUCCACAUAACUGGGUGAUGAUUUGAACUUAUCAUUUAGUAAUGUAUCUAAAUCUUUCAACAGGACAGAAAUAGUUCAAGAUCACAACAAAUGACCAUGUUAGCUGAAGGUAUGGAUGCAGAAAUUUUAUCUGAGUCAAAUGCAUCUGUGCAGAGAACUUUGGCAAUAAUCAAACCAGAAGCUUUACCAUAUGCUGAUGAAAUAGAAGAAAAGAUUAAAGAAGAUGGCUACACCAUUGCUCAGAAGAGAGUAGUGACUCUGACAGGAGAGCAAGUGACUCAGUUUUACAGUGAGCAGUAUGACAGCCCAGGAUUUCCAAAGCUUAUGGCACAUAUGUCUAGUGGACCAAUCAUUGUGCUAUGCCUCUCCAAGAAUAAUGCUGUCGAUGACUGGAAUACACUGAUUGGUCCCGCUAAUGUAUCUGAAGCCCGUCACUUAUUUCCUGCUUGUCUCCGAGCCAAAUAUGGCGAUCAGAGUGAAGAUACAUUUAAUGGUCUUCAUGGAAGUGAGAAUGAAGAAACAGCUGAGAAGGAAAUACGUUUCUUUUUCCCAGAAAUGAUUCUGGAACCUCUGCUGACUGGAGAAGCAGUGACAGAUUACUUAGCUGAAAGUGUGAAUCCUACUUUACUGGAAGGGUUGGCCCAGCUAUGUAAAGUGAAACCUGCUGACCCUGUAGUGUGGCUUGCUGACUGGUUACUGAUGAACAAUCCUAACAAACCCAGAACAGAUGAGAUAAUCACACCAAUUCCAACAUAAUAUAAUUCUUUUCUCUCAGUAGCCUCCUAUAUUUGUAGUGCAGUGCAUUUCAUACUAAAUGUAAAUUGUAAAUGUGAAAGAGGAAAAUUUCUCCAACACUUUGAAAACUUUUAACAGAAUAAAAUUCAAAGCAACCAUGAAACAUGCAUCUCAUAUUGUGAUCUGUAAGAUGUAUAUGGGAUGACUGAUAAAAUGUUGGUUUUUUAAAAAGGGUUAACAGAACUUUAUACUGAAUGUUUCAUACUAAAUUAUUCUGUACUUUGGACAAAUCAGUUGUUUUGAGUUCUUUUUCUGCUGCAUGCUCUUUCCUUUGUUGGUCAUCCCAUUGAACAUUCACUUUUACUUGUAAUGUUUAUCCUUGUAUAUUAUUGAGCUUAUUGUUGCUGUUAGUAAAAAGAGAUAUUUUUAUGUAAGCUACAGACAGAAUGUUUCUUCUUAUAGAACAGGUAUAUAUGUAAUAUAUUUUUAUAUGCAGCCUUGUAUCAAUAUUGGACUACCUAGUAUUUAAAACAGAAAAGUAGAAUGUUUAUAUAUCUGCAAAGUGAUGGUUUUGUUUCUGCAGUUUUACAUGUCCUACACUUUUUCUACAAGAAUUAGAGAAGACAGUGGCCUAUGUGAAAGUGCAAUCUCAGCACUGAACUGGAGGAACUAAAGAAACCAAGAAAACCUAAGUCAGGACAGCACUGUGAAGUGACAACACUAUCUACUGGCAAAUUAUGAUAUUGUGGAAUAAUAGAUUAUUAUACCAUAUUUUCUAACAAUGGGGCACUAAGUUUCUAAGUUUGAUUCAAAUAAUUAUGUUGUUUAAGUAUUACUAAAUAUGGUUUGUCACGCUCUGUUCAAUAUUAAGAACACAAAGUUCAAUAUGCAACAUUUUGUUAUAUGCACAUCCACAUGUGUGUUCAAACAAAUAAUGCAUAUAUGUACAGUAUUAUGCAGUACCUGAAAGCUCUAAAGCUGGACAAAUUUAUGUUAAUAGACAUAUAAAGUCUUCAGAAAUACACAGACAAAAAUAAAUUAUUAUUUUGUAAAAAUGUAGCUGGUAAAAGAGUAUGACAGAAACUUGAAGCUCAAACACAGAUCCAAUGUAUGUAUGAUGCAGGAAUAGAACUGGAGAAUGAAACACAUUACCACACAUCUGAUUAAGGCACACACGUACCUUCAUCACCACCACAAAUUCAUGUUACACUAUUUUUCCAUGGCUGAAGUUGGUGUUGCUGUUUUCUGAAACCAAUUUAAUCAAAUGGAAGCUGUUAGAUUAAAGCCUUGUCAAAUGAAUGUUAUCAAAUAAAUAAAGGCAAAAG